AUGGCCACCCACCUCGCCGCCGUCUCCCCGGCCAAAGGCAAACCCUUUGAGCUCCAGACCCGCCCAACCCCAAAGCCAGGACCAGACGAGCUCCUCAUCGCUGUCAAGUCCGUAGCCCUCAACCCGGCAGACACUCACAUGCGUGAUCACGGCCUCUUCAUACCUACGUACCCCACCGUCACUGGCUUCGACAUGGCGGGGUUAGUCCUCGAGGUCGGUGACAACGUUCACACCGAUGCUACCGACGAUAGCUCGGGCUCCUCCUUCCGACCGGGCACCCGCGUCGCCGCAUACGCCGCCUAUUUGUGGAAGUCCUGCAACGCAGACUACGGCGCAUUUCAAGAGCGGUGUCUCAUCCCCUGGCAGCAUGCUGUGCCUCUGCCGGACGAGAUAUCUUGGAAUCACGCGGCAACCUUACCCGUCGCCGUCGAGGUUCCCCUAAGCGCGUGGGAUAUCAUGGGAAUCCCACGGAUAGGAGAGACCACUACCUCUACUCUAGUCCCUGAUGGAUCUACUAGUACCAAUUUCAGCGGAGGGAAGGAAAUACCUAAUACGGAAAAAAGAGAAGCUCUCCUAAUCUGGGGUGCGUCCUCUAGCGUUGGUACUAUGGGUGUACAAACAGCUCGCCUGCUGCUGGAAGAUCCUAAUUCUUCAUUCGCCGCUGUUUAUGCCACGGCCGGAUCGGCGAAUAGGAGCUAUAUAUAUUCACUGGGCGCGGACCGCGUGUUUGACUACAAAGACUCACAAGUCGUGGAUGCUAUCGUUUCGGCGGCCAAUGAGGACGGGUUAGUGAUCCGGCAUUGUUUUCUUGCUACUGGGCAGCUAGCACUAUGUCAGGCUGUGCUUCAGAGGUUCCUCGGAGAAGGCCAAGAAGGGGAGAAGACAAAGACGGCGAAGAUCGGGUCGGCACCUAGCAUUCCUCCGGAUGCUGAGGUCGUGAACGGGGUGGAGACAAUAUCUGUGAUACCGUCGACGAUUGAAGGGGAGAGACUUGAACAGUUCCGAUACUGGCUCGGGACGUGGCUUAGGGAGAACUUGGCCAAUGGGGCUAUCAGGCCGAGUCCGGAGCCGAGCAUCGUGGGGAAGGGUUUAGGGGCUAUCAAUGCUGGAUUGGACAAAAUGCUUCAGGGGGUCAGUUGUACGAAGUUAGUUGUUGAGGUUGCGGAGUGA
Penicillium canariense is the source of this 1170-nucleotide messenger RNA. Its product is annotated as zinc-binding alcohol dehydrogenase family protein. Gene Ontology annotation, molecular function: oxidoreductase activity, acting on NAD(P)H. The transcript has a single exon. The record is from RefSeq and is a predicted model, not a curated record. Lineage: Eukaryota; Fungi; Ascomycota; Eurotiomycetes; Eurotiales; Aspergillaceae. Bases 1 to 1170 code for a protein of 389 amino acids.